This is a messenger RNA of Macadamia integrifolia, 1018 nucleotides long. RefSeq names its product transcription factor FER-LIKE IRON DEFICIENCY-INDUCED TRANSCRIPTION FACTOR-like. Gene Ontology annotation, molecular function: sequence-specific DNA binding; DNA-binding transcription factor activity; protein dimerization activity. Lineage: Eukaryota; Viridiplantae; Streptophyta; Magnoliopsida; Proteales; Proteaceae. Bases 26 to 874 code for a protein of 282 amino acids. The record is from RefSeq and is a predicted model, not a curated record. The transcript is spliced from 4 exons. Gene Ontology annotation, biological process: regulation of DNA-templated transcription. Gene Ontology annotation, cellular component: nucleus.
CAGAGAAGGAGCAAAAGAAUAAGCCAUGGAUGCUCAUCAAGCAUUUCAAACAAUUCCCUCUCCUUCUCCUUCUCCUUCUCCUUCUCCUCCUCAUCAAACCCAAGUCAUCACCAAUUUUGGUAACUUAGAGAAGUUGAUGAAUCUCAUUAAUGGAGGGAAUGCAGGACAACCCAACAUUAAUUUCAACCCAAAUUAUGAUGGAAGUGGGUCGGAGGAGGAUGAGGAUGAGAAUGAGGAUGACUCAGUAGUGUCUGUUACACAGACCAAGAGAAGAACAGGGGAUCGAGCAAGAAUGUUGAUUACAGAGCGUCGCAGGUGGAGACGUAUGAAGGAGAAGCUCCUCGCAUUGCGUGCCGUAGUUCCUAACAUAUCAAAGAUGGAUAAGGCUUCCAUGGUAGGAGAUGCAGUCUUGUACGUACAAAGUCUGCAAAUCCAAAUUAAAAAGCUUAGAGCUGAAGUUGCAGGGCUCGAAUUAUCAUUAGAAGGAGGAGGAGGAGGAAGAGAUAGAUUUGAGAAGUUGGCUUCUUCUCCUAAGCCCAGGAAGUUACAAGUGGUAGACAAGAAGCAGAUUCCUGGUUGCAGGAAGAUAUUGCAGAUGGAGGUAGUUCAAGUAGGAGAAAGAGAGUUCUAUGUGAGGUCGGCUUGUCACAGGGGAGAAGGUGUAGCAGUAGCCCUUUACAGAGCCCUUGAGUCCCUGACUUGCUUCGAUGUCCAAAGCUCUAAUGUCACUGCAGUUUCUGAUAGAUUUUUGCUGACGUUUACUCUCAUUGUUAGGAAGGGUGGGGAAGAGAUGAACGUGUCCACAUUGAAGAAACUGGUGAUAGGUGCUCUUCUUAGUCAAGGAUUUGAGUUGAAAACGCCAGGAGAUCCUUAAAUUAAACAGUAUUUCUUAUGAUCCCAAGCGAGUUGGGAGAAGAAAACAGUGGCUUUGAUCAUCUUCCUGAAAUGACUCUGUAGCUAGUACAGUUUCCACUCCAGUACUAAGUGUGGCUAUUCGAGGAAGUCAACUAUUUGGGGA